GCGGCGAUCAGCUGAUCUGCCGAAGUUGGGGAGCGACUGCCUUCUUGAGGCAAGGCAAGAUCGUCAGGAAAGGCUGA
Klebsormidium nitens is the source of this 77-nucleotide messenger RNA. Lineage: Eukaryota; Viridiplantae; Streptophyta; Klebsormidiophyceae; Klebsormidiales; Klebsormidiaceae. The record is from the annotation of a GenBank genome assembly.